This is a messenger RNA of Trichoderma asperellum CBS 433.97, 444 nucleotides long. RefSeq lists its product as uncharacterized. The record is from RefSeq and is a predicted model, not a curated record. NCBI's taxonomy places the organism in Eukaryota, Fungi, Ascomycota, Sordariomycetes, Hypocreales, Hypocreaceae.
AUGUGCGGCAUGCUGUCUUUGGGGUUUGAAAGCAAGGAAUGGCAUUCGACAUAUCAAAAGUUGCCAACUGUUAUUGAUGAUGCUCUCGCUAAUGGCAAAGGCAAGCGUAUCACCAGCCGUGCAGCCGUCGACGUUACACAAGGCAACAUUUUCGACGUUUUCGACGAUUGGCAGGAUCCAAAGUUCUGGCCGGAGUUGAGUGACGCAUCUGGCAACACUUCCGGCUCUCAAGAACCCGGGACUAAAGAACUCAAAGUUCAAGUCAAUAUCAAAGGUCGGUCUAGUCUUCUUCGUCAAGAUGUUCAGACCGGAGAAGUGACUGAACUCCGUUUGUUGACCAAGCCUGGAGCACCGAGAAAGCGCCAUAUCGGUAUCCGUCCCCCCACUAGGCUUACAUAUCGUGCUAGAGACUACUUGGCGGUCCUUCCACUCAAUCCACCUUGA